AUGAAGCUCUUGUACAAACCGGAAGAAUCUUAUAAAUCCGGCCUCCACCUGGGGCAGACGCUCCGCCAACAACAGCCCACCUGGAGAGGCCACUCCAAUAUAGUCUUAAUAAGGCGUUGGCCUGCCCACAAUGCUCAUGGCAUCCAAAUCGCCGAGGCGAAGGAAAAUGGUGUCCAACCUAAUUCUAAAUGCCAUCUCCUCAUACGGGGGGCGGACAGGCGUGUCCGUGGCCGGCGUCAGGAAAAUCCUGAAGGCCAAUGGCUACGACGUGGUCAGGAACAGAGGCAGGAUCAGCCUCGCUGUCCGGAGACUGGCGGCCAGCAAAUACAUCGUCCGCACCAGUGGCAGAGGAGUCAGGGCCUCAUUCAAGAUAAACUCUUACGCCCUUGGUCGCAGGAGGAGAAGAAGGUAUGGAGGGAGGAGGAGAAGGAGGAGGAGAAGGAGAAGGAGAAGGAGAAGAAGAGGCAGGAGGAGGAGGCGAAGGAGAGCCAGGAGGGGUCGCUCCAGGAGAAGGCGCAGGAGGACUUAUUCUCGGAGGAGAAGGAGAAGGUCCACUCGAAGGAGAGGAAGGAGAAGGAGGAGGAGGAGAAGAAGAAUCGCUCCUAGAAGGAUCAGGAGGGUCCGCAGAGGCAGGCGCAGGAGGAGCAGAUCCAGGAGGAGGAGGCGGAGGAGUAGAUCCUUCAGGAGGAGGAGGAGGAUCAGAUCCUACAGGAGGAGGCGGAGGAGGAGGAGGAGAUAUAGCAGGAUACGCUAA
Messenger RNA from Dunckerocampus dactyliophorus (ringed pipefish), 754 nucleotides. Its product is annotated as protamine-like. The record is from RefSeq and is a predicted model, not a curated record. Gene Ontology annotation, biological process: nucleosome assembly. Gene Ontology annotation, cellular component: nucleosome. The transcript has a single exon. NCBI's taxonomy places the organism in Eukaryota, Metazoa, Chordata, Actinopteri, Syngnathiformes, Syngnathidae. The coding region runs from base 131 to 754 and encodes 207 amino acids. Gene Ontology annotation, molecular function: DNA binding.